Ustilaginoidea virens is the source of this 699-nucleotide messenger RNA. RefSeq lists its product as uncharacterized. Gene Ontology annotation, cellular component: nucleus. NCBI's taxonomy places the organism in Eukaryota, Fungi, Ascomycota, Sordariomycetes, Hypocreales, Clavicipitaceae. Gene Ontology annotation, molecular function: chromatin DNA binding; transcription coactivator activity. Gene Ontology annotation, biological process: positive regulation of DNA-templated transcription. The record is from RefSeq and is a predicted model, not a curated record. The coding region runs from base 1 to 699 and encodes 232 amino acids. The transcript has 3 exons.
AUGUCGAUAAACUGGGUUAUGUUGAGUGAAGGGGGCUUCGUCAAGCUCGGAAACGAACGGAUCCUUGUCAAGCUCGACUCGAGAAUAGCGUGCGAGUUGUCUGUGCCUCCGGAACACAAGUCUCGAUGUACCCCUUUCCAGUGCAAAAGCGACAAAGGUGCCCUGUUUCUAACAAACAAGAGAAUUGUCUAUCUACCCGCCAAACCUUCACAAGAACCAAAGUUUGAAUCCUUUAGCGCUCCAAUUCUCAAGUUUCAAGACUCGAGCACAUCAUCAUCAAUGUGGUGGGGCUGGGUUUGGAAGUCUGAUUGCAUUCCUGUCUCGGGAGGAGGUAUACCGCCUGAUUUACCGAGAAUUGAGGUCAAAUUCACCUUUUCAGAUGGUGGGAUGAUGGAUUUCAAUGAAGCCUACAUUCGAUUACGGGAGCGCUUGUUUCAGUACCAGGAAAUGCGACGAGACUUGGGCCCAGGAGCAGACAUACCCGAUGAGCCUCUUCCCGCAUACGAAGCUUCCGGCAGCCAGCAUCCCGAAGCAAGCACGUCGAGCGUGCCUCGAACUAACCCGUCAGAAAAUGCUUGCCACCGCAGAGCCCCUGCCGAACCCCCCCCGAACUACGAGGAAGCCCAAGCUCAGCAACUCAGCAUUCGUCUUGAAGAUCACAUUCGUGACGAAGCGGACCGGGCCACCGCUGAGGACUGA